AUGGGGCAGGAUGGGGCGCUUAAAACUCAUGACAUGGUGCAGGAAACAGAGAACAGAAAAAUGGGGAUGGAUGAUUGCGGCAGGUUAAGGUCAUUUGACCUUAACCAAGAACCUGAGUGUGACCGAGACACAUUCAUUGAAGAAAGUGGUGGUUCAAUAGGAGGACACGAAGAUGAGGAGGCAGAUGAAUUGGUGGGCGCAAUAGGCGUGGAUGACGUAAUGAAAUUAACAUUUGACACGGAAAAAGAAGCUGGGGAAUUCUAUAAUUUGUAUGCGAAACUAAGCGGAUUUGGGAUUCGUAAAAGUAAUGCCAAACGAGAUGCAGAUGGCAUUUCAAGAUUUAGAAAAUGGGUAUGUUGCUGUGAAGGUUAUAGGAAUGAAAAGUGGUUUAAUUAUGAAGACCGGAAAAGAGAAGCAAAACCAAUCACAAGAACCGGGUGUGGGGCUUGCUUUCGCGUGAAGUAUGACAUAGAAUCGGUAAAGUAUGUGGUGACACGUUUUAUUAUGGAGCACAAUCACCCGCUGGCAUCAGCGACAAGUGUGCAACACAUUAGGUCGCAUAGAAAAGUGAGCGAUGCAGAAUAUGCGCAGGCAAAAAGUCUAAAGUUGGUUGGGGCCAGAAUAUGCCAGAUAAUGAAACAUUUUGUUAUCAAAGCCGGAGGGUAUAGUAACGUGGGAUUUUGCAUUAAGGAUCUGUAUAACCGAAUGGACGAGGAACGUAGAAAAGAUAUUUUUAAUGGCGAUGCAGAAGGGGCACUUGGGUUCUUGGCAGCAAAGAAGGAUGUCGAUGACAUGUUCUUUUAUAAAUAUCAUGUAGAUAAUGAAGGAAGAUUGACAAGGUUGUUUUGGGCAGAUUCUAAAUCUCAUGCGGACUUUAGUGUAUUUGGAGAUGUAUUGGUGUUUGAUACAACAUACAAAACAAAUAAAUACCACAAGCCACUAGUUGUACUUGCAGGGGUAAACAACCAUUUGAACAGUACUGUUUUUGGCUGUGCACUGCUAUCAGAUGAGAGGAUUGAAACAUAUGAAUGGGUGCUAAGUACAUUUGUAGAGACUAUGAAAGGUAGAAAGCCAGUAGCAGUGAUGACAGAUAGGGACAGUGCAAUGCGAAGAGCCAUAAAGAAUCUUCUCCCGGAUGCUUGUCACAGGCUAUGUUCGUGGCACUUGUAUAGAAAUGUACAGAGUAAUAUUCGCUGCGAGGAGUUUAAUAACAGGUUGUAUAACCUGAUGACGAGAAAGUGUAGCACUCUUGAGUUUGAGGAUCGGUGGGCUAGGUUGGUUAAUGAAUGUGGGGUGGUAGAGAAUGAGUGGGUGAAGAAGUUGUACCGUAGGAGAAGGUUAUGGGCAGAGGCCUAUUUACGCGGUCAUUUUUUUGCAGCAUGGCUUCGACAUACUGAGAGCAAAGCAGUUCACACAAGCGAAAACACAAAACCAGUCUUAACCACAAUCCUGCCCGAAUUAGAGGGGGGCGCAGCGGAGGUGUUUACAAGGAAUGUGUUCUUCAUGCUGAGGAAGCAUUUGAACAGGCAAGGACUUCUAAUUUCUGAGGGUUGGAGCGAGGAUGGAGGGAGUCGUACAUAUUAUUACUCGAAAUAUGGUGGACACGAAAUAAGUUGGAGGGUGGAUUAUGAUAGGUCAAUGAAGAAGCUAAUCUGCUCUUGCAUGAAAUUCGAGUCAAAGGGGAUUCCUUGUGCUCACAUGUUUCGCGUAAUGGUGGUAGUAGGAAUGAACAGGAUCCCAGAAGCAUGCAUUUCGAAGCGGUGGAUAAAGGGAGUUUACUGUACUAAUAAUAGAAUGAAAGCAUUUGUUGUAGACGAACAGCUAACACAAAUGGCCAGAUAUGGCACUUUAAAGUCCAGCUGUAAUACUAUGUGUUACUAUGCCUCCUACAUGGAUGAUGCGUUUAAUAACCUGCAGCAGAUGUUUGACAAGCAUUCUGUGGACCUAAAGGAGAAGUGGAUUGACAGGGGAUAUGGGGGAGACGGAUUUGCAAUGGAUUCAAGAGUGAGGAACGAUAGAAGUAGAAGAACGUUCGGGCUGUUAGAUCCCAGGGUGUCCCGGUCUAAAGGUGAUCACAAGCAUGCAGAAGCAAAGAAGAAAAGAAAGUGUGGUCAUUGCAGGUGUGAAAUGCAGAGGUUGAAAGAGAUGGUAUGGUUGUGCAUGGAAGUAGCAGCCAUAACGACAGACAGGGGCCAUGCACAGAAGGAUCACCAGAUGCAUGAUUGUCAAGGUUGCGUCAUAAGCACUGCUGUAGCAAAUAGUGCUACUGCAUUGGUUAAUAGGAGAGAAAUUAAGUGGAAGCGUAUGUUGCGCAAAAUCUCUUCGUGGGAUAGACGUUUUCCGAAGUGGCUACUUGGGAAUCAGCUUCAGUUGCCCAACUUUUGUAAACUGGUGUCUUACGCUGCUGCUAUGAACUACUUUUACGAUAUGGGUUAUUUGUUCCUCUCCUUGCUAUCCUAA
This is a messenger RNA of Coffea arabica (coffee), 2460 nucleotides long. NCBI's taxonomy places the organism in Eukaryota, Viridiplantae, Streptophyta, Magnoliopsida, Gentianales, Rubiaceae. The record is from RefSeq and is a predicted model, not a curated record.